Molecule: messenger RNA, 7718 nt
Organism: Bradysia coprophila
Lineage: Eukaryota; Metazoa; Arthropoda; Insecta; Diptera; Sciaridae
Gene: if
Product: integrin subunit alpha inflated
Biological process (GO): cell adhesion mediated by integrin; cell-cell adhesion; cell-matrix adhesion
Cellular component (GO): external side of plasma membrane; integrin complex
Molecular function (GO): integrin binding
Source: RefSeq, a predicted model, not a curated record
UUUCUUCAGUCAGCAUAUAGACGUGGUCGGUAGAGGAUCGUAAAAGCAAACAGUAAAAGAAAAACGGUUUUUUUCUUCUUCUUGAAUUCAAUAUUCUAGCCAAAUGUUGCGUUCAAUAUUGCGGUCGAUUCAAAAUUAUUAUUAUUAUUAAAGUGUGUACCAUGAAAAUGUUCGUAUUUUAAGCGCCUUAUUUAGUGAUAUUUUCUGUAUUACAUGAUUCCAGCCAAUUCCUACACAUAAACAAAAAUGAUGUAGAUUAGGGAAACGAAAGACCAUUGCUGUGUUAUCAAAAGCCACUCUCUAUAUGUAUAACUUCUACGCGGAUCAAUACACGCGACAUAUUUUUUUUAUAAAUUGCAUUCUGUGUCGAAUUUAACGAUUGUACGAAUUUAAAUGAAUGUUUUUCACUAAAAAAAAAUAUUUUUUUCCUUGCCAUCCAAUUGCAUUUUGGAACAAUUCCAAACUCGAAAUAUAUUUGUUUAAAGUGCGUGCGUGCUGAUUAUUAUUAAACCGAAACGCAAUCAUCAAUCAAUAUGAUUCAAUCAGUGAAUUUGUGGUAUGCUGUAAGUCUGUUAUUACUGGUGCAGUUUAGUACUAAAUGCAGUGCAUUCAAUGUGGAUACGGUGAAUUACAUACGACAUGAGGGACAACCGAAUUCGAUGUUUGGAUUUAGUGUGGCGUUGCAUCGGGAACACCAGCGGAGUUGGGUAAUUGUAGGUGCUCCACAAGCCGACAACUCGGUAUUUCAACCGAAUGUUAUUCGAGGCGGUGCGGUAUACAGAUGUGACAUAGCUGACGACAAUCGUUGUUCCAUCAUUCCGUUCGAUCAAAAUAGUAAUCAGUACAACGAUAAGGGCGAACAGAUUGAUACGAAAUCAGGUCAAUGGUUUGGUGCGACUGUAUCCAGUGCUGGCAUCGGCGGACCUAUAGUGGCUUGUGCUCCACGAUACGUUUUCCACACGAUGAACCCAAGAAAAGUCGAAAGAGUGGAACCAGUUGGAACAUGCUUUUUGGUGAAGAACAAUUUCCAAGAUGUUACUCAAUAUUCUCCGUGUAGAACAAGUUUCUGGGGAUAUCACAGACAAGGUUCUUGCCAAGCCGGCAUGAGUGCAGCACUCACUAAGAAUGGAGAUCGACUGUUUGUUGGUGCUCCUGGCAGCUGGUACUGGCAAGGACAAGGGUACUCAAUAAAUACGGAAGCUGUUUAUCCAUACAAGCCCCCACGAUAUGCGCAAUUUGGCGAAGGACAAGCAUAUUCGCGCUCACUUAACAGCUCCUAUUCGAAGGUGUGGUCAACAGGCGAAAGUACAGCCACCGAAGAUGAUUCAUAUCUCGGCUAUUCAGCCGCUACGGGUGAUUUUAAUGGUGACGGAACAGAGGGUGUUGCAAUUGGAAUGCCGCGUGGAGGCGAAUUGUUGGGCAAAGUACUUCUAUACUCUUGGAACAUGACCAAUCAGCAGAAUAUUACGGGUGAACAAAUUGGCGCAUACUUCGGUUAUUCGAUAUGUGUUGUCGAUGUUGAUGGUGAUAAUUAUGAAGAUUUGAUCGUUGGUGCUCCCAUGUAUACGGAACCAAAUAACGAAGGAAAAUACGAAAUGGGACGGGUGUACAUCAUCUUCCAGAAUAAAUACAAUAAAUUCCAAGAAGUCGUGACCAGAGAUGGCGUCAACUCGAGAGCAAGAUUUGGCUUGGCUUUGACUUCGUUGAACGACAUUAAUCAGGAUGGAUAUGGUGAUUUUGCUGUUGGUGCACCAUAUGACGGUCCCAAUGGUCGUGGAGCCGUUUACAUUUAUCACGGAUCAGCCAGUGGACCUUUGGCUAAAUAUUCGCAAGUCAUUUUUGCUGAAGACGUAUCAGACACAUAUUUAACCACUUUCGGAUUCUCUGUGUCGGGUGGUAUCGAUUUGGAUGGCAAUAGAUAUCCAGAUAUGGUCGUUGGUGCAUACGAUUCCAAUAAAGUGGUCAUUUUCAAGUCUCGCCCAGUAGCGGUUAUGGAAGCAACAACAGCAUUUGAAACGGAGACGAAAUUAAUUUCGCUCGACGAUAAGGGUUGCCGGAUAAGAAGUGGAAGCAACGUCACUUGCACGGGAAUAAAUUCUUGUCUUAAAUACAGCGGAGUGAAUCUACCUCAAUUUAUCGAUAUCGACGUUAGUUGGGUGCUCGACUCGAAAGUGAAUCGUAAUCCUCGAAUGUACUUCUUGGACAUUGAAAACAAAAACAUUCGUAACACAUCGAUGAGACUGCAUUUUGGCAAGGCGGAAUGUAUCAAAUACCGAGCGUAUAUCGUCGACAACAUUCGCGACAAAUUGACUCCGCUUGAAGUGGAAAUGAACUACAGUUUAAGGAAUACGCGUGCCAAUUUGCCGUCAUUGACACGAAAGCCACGAUCCAUUCUAGAACCGGUUAUCGAUCAAAAUAAGGGAACCGUUCAAAAAGACUCGAUAAACAUUCAAAAGAAUUGCGGUCCGGAUAACAUUUGUAUUCCAGAUCUACGAUUGAAUGUCAAGACUGUCGACAAAUUCCUAUUGGGCUCCAAAGAACUUUUGACGUUCGACAUUAUAAUACCCAAUUACGGCGAAGAUGCAUUUGAGGCCGGCUUCUUUAUGGUAUUCCCGAAAGGAUUGAAUUUCAGAAAAGUAGACUAUCCUCGCGAUUCACCCAUAUCCUGUACAGCACCAACACCAGCUACAAAUAUGACUCUCAAAUGUGAUCUGGGAAAUCCAUUGUCAGCUGGAAAGAGCGCCAAAUUCAAAGUUCUCACCAUUCCAUCUCAAAAGCAUGGCAUGGCUCCCAGCUACGACUUUUACAUGGAAGUUAAUUCAACGAACCCGGAGGUUGGAUCAUCAUUCGAUAACAUCAUGCGUAAGAGUGUGACCAUCGACGUCGAAACCAAUUUGACCAUCAGUGGAAAAGCUGUCGACGCUGAAAUCUAUUAUAACAUUUCCGAGUUCAGGAACAUCACCAACGCUACGAAAGAGGCGGAAAUCGGUCCGCAUUUACGAAACAUUUACGAAAUUAGCAACGGUGGACCCUCUACUGUCGAUCAAGCCGAAAUAUUUAUUUUGAUUCCUCAUUUAACCAUCACCGGAGACCAUUUAAUGUAUAUCCUGGAAAAGCCGGAAACCGUGGGAAACGUUCAGUGUGAUCCCACCAACUAUGUCAAUGUCCUGGGCUUGAAACUGGACGAGGUUUUGUCGAAGAAAAGCUUUUUGCAGAGCAUGCAAGGUAUAUCCGGAAGUAGGACGAUUAGUGGUACGGGUCUAUCAAUUGAAAAAGGAUCGGCAUCGGGAAGCAGUUCGUCUAGCGAUGGACGAUCGCACACUAACACAGUUUUGACAGAAGAACAAAGGCGAAAGUUUGACGCCGAGGAAGAAUUAGAGUCGACAGGUGAUGCGUCAAAUGUUCAUCGGAGUAGAGCAAAAGAGGCAGCACAUUCUUCGGCAUACGCAUCCCAAAUUGGCUCGAGACAAGGAAACGGGCCGACUGUUACAUACACUGCAAGUCGAAAUCGAAGUGGCGUGCAGGGAGAAGAUGGCAAAAUGGUAUAUACCGAGUCCAGUACUGAAUAUUACGGAGCCGGCGAUACGAGGAGUCAAUCGUACUUCCAACAACAAAACCAAAGAGCAAAUGCGAACUCAGAAGCAUCAGGAAAAUACCAGAGUAGUCAAGCUGGUUACACCGCUCAAGCUAAUCGUGGUGGCUACGCUAAUCAACAAAGCCAGUCCAAUCAGGCGUAUCGCGGUAGAACUGGUGCUGGUUUAAGGAAAAUAGACGACAUCCCAACCGAAGAAAAUGUAAACCAGGACAUAUCUGGUCUUCAGUCAAGAACUCAGACCGAAGGAGCUGUGUCAACAACCGGACGUAGACGAAUGAACAGUAAACAGGAUGGCGAACCACCGAGAACGGAUUUCAUCAGCGGUAUGGACAAAGUGGCUCAAGGUGGACAUGGUUUUCGCGCGGGAACAUUGGAUUUAGGAACAUUGGGACGCGACAAUGUGGAUGAUGAACUAAGACACAGAGGCAGUGCUAGUCAUGUGGCCACGGAUGGUUCUUACCAGUCGUCACGAGGAGGUUACCAAUCUGGUGGCUCAUCUUCUGGGCAUCAAGGAACUGGUACAGGGCACUAUUCCUCGAGUAACAGUUACUCGACACAAGGCGGAAGAGCAGGUGAACACCAUUACCGUCAGCAUUCCAUCAGUUCAGGUGCGUCACAUGGUGGCAACACUGCAGGCAGUCAUGGCUACACACAAAGUGCAUAUGGACAUGAUGGAGGCGCAAACACACAACAGGAAUAUGAAGAGGAAUAUACCGACGACGCCGGCGAUGACUACUACGAAAAUACAGAUGAUGUUGAUCCGACACAGCGAACGACACAAUCCCAUGACAGUCGAUUCAAAUUGUACGAUCGAAUGAAACGGCAAUCGGUCGAUUUUAAUGAUUUAGCUUUGGAGGAGGCCUUACAUUGCAACAGCACGCAAUGCGUUAUCAUUCGAUGCGUAGCUGGCCCGUUGGAAAAAGACAGUUCUGCAUGGAUUUCCAUUCGAACAAGACUGGUGGCAGCAACAUUGAAUAAGAUCACCACAACGGCACCGAUGAAUUUGUCGACAAUGGUCGUAGCACGAGUGUCUCAGUUACCUUAUAUCGGCGAACCACAAGAGAAACCAAUUAAACGACACGAAGUGGUGUUAACAGCUACCCCAAUUGCGGAACCUAAACCAGACGUUGUACCAUUGUGGGUUUGGGUGCUAUCGGCAUGCAUCGGAGUUCUAAUUUUGCUGCUGUUGAUUUAUCUACUGUACAAGUGUGGAUUCUUUAAACGAAAUCGCCCGACCGAUUCGCAAGAACGUCAACCGUUGAACAGAAAUGGUGCAUACCACGGCGAUGAGCAUUUGUAAUAUUGAAGAUACGCAGUACCUAACUACGAUUAACCAACAGAUGGAUGCUUUAUUGAUCUUAACUUAAACUGAUGUUACACCACGUAGGGUCUUUCAACAAAUUGGAAAAGAAUUUAAACAAAACAAGAAACGAUCAGUGUAGAAGUAUUCGGGAAAGGGAGAAGAAAUCGAUUACCAUGAAGAACGGAAGAAGAAGAAAACAAAUCGGAAGAGAUAGUGUUAACCUGAUGUUGGCUGACCUGAUGUUGGUCCUGGUUUCAAGAAAAAUUAUGUGGCGACCAUGACCCAUUUUCGAGAAAAUAUUUUCUUGUAAUUUCGUGAAUUAUCUUCAUUUACUCGAAUAAUCUUGAAAUUUUUCUCGAAUUGACAUUUCAAGAAAAUUCGAGAAAAUCAAGGUGUCGCCGACAUGGUUCAUACUUUCCCGAAUUUUCAAAAAUUUUCCCCGUUUUCGUGACCCGCGAAAAUUUGUGAAAAUUGUGAUUAGGCUUUGUGGCAAGGGAAAGGUCGGAAAGGCAAUUUAAAGAAGAAAUAAAACGAAACAUGCCUUUUCAGUCAGAAAAAGAUCAUUUACGUGAUUUGCGCACAGAAAAUAAAAUGUUCGUUCCGCAAGCAUAUGAAAUUCACUACGUAACACCAGCGAAUUUUAAGUCUAACAGUGUGUGAUUGCAUCCUUCACGCUACAAUGCUCACACGAUUCCCCAAAAAAAAAAAACUUUCUCCCUUGUGAGAUUUUCUAGAUUUUGUCGUUUUUCUCUAGGAACAGAAUGUGACGAGAUCCUCACUUCGUUUCCAUCAUCAAUAGUCGUUCUAUCACGGCAUAGGGUCUACCAUUUUUUUUUCGAUAGGAGCUUCAAAACGACAAAAAUUGAAACCGAUGUCCAUUGGCGGUUUUUCCCUUGAAAGGUUGUUUUUUUCUGGUCAAGCCUCUCAGGUGAUCUAUUUCAUCUUUUUCUACACGAAUGCUUUUACACUGAUGAAUCUGGUGGGAUGGGUGGGGUAAGUAGAUCUAUCGUAAAAUUCUUAUUUCGAGUACUAGUCAAGACAGAAGAAAAAAAUUGAAUUUAGAUGUUAAAUUAAACUAAAAGAUUAAAUUCGGGAUUUAAAAAUGAAAACUUACAAUAAAACGAAAAGAAAAUCGAGGAAAAUUUUGUAUUAAUCCAAAAAUUAAACUGAUAUUUUAACUAAAUGUGAAGCGUAAUAAUAGAACGAGAGAGAAAUGAGUAAUAAACAUAAUGAGACAGAUCUAAAAAAAAGUUUAAUUAAUUAAUCUAAGUGAUUUUUCUAAUUUAAUUAAUAAAGAAAAUUUAACAAAUUCGAGUAGUAAAUCGCCAUAAUAUAAAAUGCAUAACACUAAAGACGCUAAAAUAAUACAAAAAUGCAAAUCGGAGCGGAGCUGUAAAUGUGUCAAGUGAAGAGUACUUAACAGCAAACUACAUAAUAACUGAAGGUAUAAUGCAAAGAUUUUUAGACGAUCGCAUAAUUUAUAGGACCUUAUAUACGGAUGAACAGUAGCGAUUUAGUUAUUCAGUAGAGCUGAUGAGUUGAGGUGACUAUUAUAUAACGUAAUUCCCUGGGAACACUGGGGAAAUUUUAUUAACUUCUAAAAUGGUACACUCAAAUUCACCCGAAAGAAAGAAUGCUGAAAAUUAUGGAAAAUGUGAAAAACUUCAGAAAAUUUGGGAAAAUAUUUUUCCAAAAAUAGUCCCUAGAAAAUUCCCAACCAGACAAAAUUAAACACUGAAAUGACUAUUCGAAUGUCAACGAAUCUCUUUUUUCUCUACAAGCUCAUACACUCGAAGGUCAUUUUCGAUAAAAUUUCGUUAACGGGCAGACAUUUUCAUCAUAUGAAUUUAAAGUUCGCCUUUCAAAACUACACCAGGAACUAUUGCUUUCAAAACGUAUUAUGUAAGACAAUGUUCGCGAGUAGUAACAUUUCAUGUUUAGUCAUGGCUCUUGAGAAUAAUAAAUCCUCAGUCGAAUGUAUAAGCCAUUUAUUGUGCCAUUACGAAGAAAAUCAAUCAAAAUGCAGUCAGGGAAUUCUGAAAACCAAAAAUUCGGAUAUUUUUCAAAAUUUAUCAGAAUUUUCAGUUUUUUUUAGAAUUUAAAUUCCAAAAAACCUGAAGACAGCAUUCAUCACUCCGCUCCAAAAAUAUUGCAUUUGGAUUUUUUUUAAACAUUUUUAUUGAAACAACAAUCGAAUAGACACAAAAUCUCUGUUUAGCUGUAAGUAAACACAAUUUUUAGAAAGAAAAUCGAUCGAAAUGUGUUCAUGUCUUAAGAAAUAAUUCUUUUUGUUGACCACAAAAUUUAGAGGAACCGAUCACACAGUGCCUACGAAACUCACUUGAUAUUAAAUGCUUAAAAAUGUAAAAUAAAGGAAGUUAAUUAGAAUUUUUUUUUAAAUUAAUUCAAACGAGUGAGUUAUGUACUUAUAAUUAUACAUCGAUGUUAAAUUAAUUAAUAUUUUAAUGUUAUACAUGAAACUGUCCCUUUCGUUUCGUUGCGUUUUUUGCGAUUAAAAAUGAGUUUAACAAAACUUUUAAAUUUACGAACUAAGUUGCAACUUAAAACGACUAACUGAUUCAUUAAAACAUAGAAAGAUCAAUAAAAAAGGAAAAUUUUUAGUUGUAAAAAUUAUAUUGCAAACAAUUAAAAAAAAACUGUAAAAAUGUAUGGUGUGUGCGUGCGCAGCAGUAAAUGAAUGUAUCAUUAAUUCUGUGAAAAUUUUUAAUAUUUUUUCUGUGUACAAUUGUAAAUUAUUUUUUUAUUUUUUUGUUUAUUUUUUUCAUGUUUUGAGUGUAAAUAAAUUCUGAUUGAAUAAUA